Hippocampus zosterae (dwarf seahorse) is the source of this 2012-nucleotide messenger RNA. RefSeq names its product mucin-5AC-like. Bases 47 to 1822 code for a protein of 591 amino acids. The transcript is spliced from 16 exons. The record is from RefSeq and is a predicted model, not a curated record. NCBI's taxonomy places the organism in Eukaryota, Metazoa, Chordata, Actinopteri, Syngnathiformes, Syngnathidae.
UACAGCAGCAUCAUGCACUAACCUCCCUCCCACCUUGCUAUGAAAUAUGACAUCUCCAAUGAUGACAAAAUGGUUGGGGAUCACACUUGUGCUACUGCAUACUGCAAAUCACGUGCAAGCCGGCGGCAAUCACAAAAAAUGCUGGACUAAAUGGUAUAAUCACGACAACCCCGAUAACAAUGGAGACUAUGAGACCCUAAGUAAACUGCGCCGUGAGAACCCGAUGGAAAUCUGCGAUGUGCCAAUUCAAAUUGAGGCUCGGACUUUAUCUGGAGGGAGCGUGGAUUCAACAGGCGAGACAAUCCAUAAGUCUGACACAAAAACCGGAUUCAUCUGUAGAAAUGUAGACCAAUCACGUGGAAUUUGCUCGGAUUAUGAAGUUCGUUUUCUGUGCCCCCUCACUUUCUGCCAUCCAGAAGAAUGCUGGACUCCAUGGUUUGAUCGAGACAACCCCUGUGGCUAUGGAGAUUUUGAAACUCUUCCCGACCUGCACAAAGAGUAUCCAUGGAAGAUCUGCAAACAUCCAAUUAAAAUUCAAAUCAAAACCACAUCUGGAGCCAAUGUUAGUUCAACAGGCGAUGUGAUUUUGGCAGCUGACACAGACGUAGGAUUUGUCUGUCGAAAUUGUGACCAGCCACACGAUGGUCAUUGUGCAGAUUAUAAAGUUCGUUUCUUGUGCCCCCUUGAAUUCUGCAAACCACAAGUAUGCAAGACUCCAUGGUACAAUCGAGACAACCCUAAUGAGACCGGAGACUUCGAGUUACUCAAGGAACUCCAAUUUGAGAACCCAAAUGAAAUCUGCCCUUUCCCGCUCGACAUUGAGGUCAAAACCGUCGAUGGAAAUAGUCUGUCCUCCACCGAGGAUAUCAUUGCUGUAGUGGAUGCAAAUACUGGGUUUAUCUGUAAAAAUGAUGACCAGAAGAGUGGAACCUGCUCUGAUUAUCAAGUUCGUUUCAUAUGUCCCAUUGAUUUCUGCAAAGAACAUGAAUGCUGGACUCCAUGGCUGGAUGGAGACAAUCCCUCUGGUGCUGGAGACUAUGAGACUAUUAGUCAUCUGCGCCACAAAUAUCCAUGUAAAAUCUGUGCGACCCCACUUCAGAUUGAAGUCCAAACUAUACAUGGGUUCAGCGUGGCUGCAACUGGGGAUGUGAUUCAUGUAGCCGAUGUGGAGACAGGAUUCAUCUGUCAAAAUUACGAUCAGAAGGCUGGCAGUUGCUCGGAUUAUCGGGUUCGUUUCAGGUGUCCCCUUGAUUUCUGCAACCCGCCAGAAUGUUGGACUGUGUGGUUUGAUGUCGACGACCCCGACAACGAGGGUGACUUUGAAGAGAUUUCAAAAAUUUGGGAACAAUUCCCAUCGGAAAUGUGUCACAUGCCAAGUUCCAUCGAGGCCCGGACAAAAUGUGGAGCAAGUGUGGAUUCAACAGGCGACGUCAUCUAUAUAGCUGAUACAGAAACAGGUUUCAUCUGUAAAAAUUCAGACGAGAAGAGGUGUUCCGAUUACGAAGUGCGCUUUAAGUGCCCCCUUACAUUUUGCUAUCCGGAUGUGUGCUACACUCCAUGGUUUAACCACGAUGACCCACGUGGAACGGGAGACUAUGAGCUCCUAUCUCACCUGAGGCCAAAGAAUCAUAUCUGCGACAACCCUGUCGACAUUCAAGUUGUCACUGCUUAUGACAAUUAUCCUUUUUCGCACACCGGCCAGAUACCCUACAUAUAUAGUGCCACUGAGGGAUUUGCCUGUCGCAAUGAAGAUCAGAAUAACCACCGAUGCUAUGACUACAAAGUUCGCUUUGGAUGCCCAUGCCAAUUGGAUGCAACAUAGUCUAAAUUUGUAUUCUGUGAGACGUGUUUAAUGAAUUCUUCUUCUCAGAGCUAUCUUUGAAAUGACAAGAAAUAUUUGUCCACCCUAUUUUGACCCAGCAUUGAGGAUGUUAUGAUUUUCAACACUAGCUUUUCACUUUUUUUUCACAUUUGUUAAAGGGACACUCGGAUGGGCUAAAUACAGGCACUUA